AUGAGCCCAGAAGAGAAAACAAUUUUCCAAGAAUAUUUGACAAAGCAGGGGACUGUAGUAAAACCCUAUUACUGGCAGACACCGAACCCAAACUGUGCUAAGUGUCCCUAUCACAUACGGACAGGUAAAGAAGCUAGAGUCCCUUAUGCAGAAUUUCACAGGGCCUUUGAAUUCCCGUACAGGUCAACAGUUCUCCAAAACAAACACCUUCUGUUCUAUGAAUUGAGGCUUUUCUCUGGCACAGUAGUCCAAAAAGGCCAUGCUACCAACUGUACUGACCAAGACAACCAUCCUGAAUCUAUGUUAUUUGAGGCAGGCGGUUAUCUGGACUCAGUUACUUAUACUUACGAAAGCAUUGGCCACAUAAUCCUCUAUUCAAACUACUCUCCUUGUAAUGAGGCUGACCACUGCUGCAUAAGUAAAAUCUACAACUUCCUGAUAAAGCAUCCAGAAGUCACCCUCUGCAUCUAUUUCUCUCAGCUUUAUCACACUGAGGACAGCUUCCCCACAGCUAUGUGGAACCGUGAAGCUUUACGAAGCCUUUCCAGCUUAUGGCCUCACGUGACUCUAUACCCACUGUCUGGGGGAAUACGGCAUUACCUCCUCUGCAAUUUUGUGUAUGGCAUCCCAAGGUCGACCCUUUAUCAUCCAGCUUUGCCAUCAAGAACCUUACAAGAUCAACCAAGUCCACAUCAAAUUAACAACUUAAUAGGAAUGAAACCGCGUUUUAAGAAAACAUUUCCACAAGCAAUGCAGGGAAAGCCUGCUCUGCAGCAAAACGUAAAGAUCUUUUCUUCUUCCUCUAACCUGGCCUCCCAACAGCCUUUACAACUGAUAAAAAGCAGUCUGCCCUCUCUGAUGUCUCAAAGCCACUUGGUGCUUUUCCCAGGCACGUUUCUGCCCUUUCAGCAGGCACAUCUAUACUCCAAACCUGAAAAUAUUGUAAGACAUUUAAAAAUGCCAAAGCAAUUACCCAAUGAAACUCCUAAUAUUUCCAAAAGGUAGACACC
This is a messenger RNA of Struthio camelus australis, 1010 nucleotides long. RefSeq names its product apolipoprotein B mRNA editing enzyme catalytic polypeptide like 4 (gene APOBEC4). The record is from RefSeq and is a predicted model, not a curated record. NCBI's taxonomy places the organism in Eukaryota, Metazoa, Chordata, Aves, Struthioniformes, Struthionidae.